AUUCAAAUGAGAGCUGUUGUCGAGCAACGAGAGCUCAUUUAGAAAAAAACGAAAAAAAAUCUUUUGCGUAAAAAAAUUUUCUAAUUUUAUACGAAAACAGAAAAAGAAAUGGAUUAUUUGAGUGAAAAUCGCUAUCAGUUGCUCUUCAUCGACGACGAUGAACUGAUGACUGAUGGCAACGAUGCCGUUGAACCAGUUGCUGGCCAACAGCAGCAACCACAGCAACAGCAACAGCAACAGUCGAAAAAUAAACGCAAUAAGAAUAAGAAUGUGAUUAAGCCGAUCUUGGAGGAGAAGCAAUCGCAGCAGCAACAACAAACACCGCGAGCUGUGCCACAGCAACAGCCACAGCAACAGCAGCAACCAAAGCAGCCACAGCAACAGCCACAGGAGCAAUCAAAGCAACAACCAGAGCAACAGGCACAACAACAGCUAGAUCAACAGCCAAAGGAGCAACCAAAGCAACAAUCACAGCAGCAAGCACAGCAGCAGCAACCAGAACAGCAGCAACCACAGCAGCAGCAGCCACAAUUUCGCUAUAGACAACGCAUCAUCAACAAUAGCAAUCGUUAUGCUGGAGCUGGAGUUGGAGCUGGAUUUGGAGUUGGAGCUGCUGCUUAUCGUGGCAACUCAACUCGCUAUGCAAAAACUUCAUUCGCAGCUAAUAACAACACCAAUAACAACAACAACAACAACAACAACAACUUGGAGACAGAUGAGGGCGAUGGCAACAACACUCAAGUGGUGGAUGACAGAAAAUUCAUAACCGUGGAGCAAUGGAAAGCGAUGCGUGGUGAACGUGUCAAACCCAUUUACAACAUACGCAAACCGGGCGAAGGGGAACUCAAUAAGAAACCCGAUUGGAAGCACAUGACUGUGCUGCAGAAGAACAAAGACAACAACAGCAACAACAAAUCAAAGUUGUCUGAAGGCAAUCAGAAAGGAUCUGAAGAGGAUAAUGGACUCGAUUACGAUGCAUCGAUGUAUCCACAGCGUGUGGGUCGCUUACAGCGCAUCGUUGACAUCGAGUUCAAGUUCAAAGACGAUCGUCGUCGCAGCGGCGCUUAUCGCAGUGGUUGGAUGGUCUCAAGGCCACUAAACGAUAAUGCAGUUCAGCAGCGAACUGCGAAUGAAACUCAGCCAAGUCUAACUCAAGUUGCCAUCAACAACAAUGAUUUUGAGACAGCUUCGGAUCCAAUCAAUAUGAAUGAUGAAGCUGAAUUUCCAACACUUGGUUAACUAUUUAUAUUUUACUCCUUAUACACACACAGGCAAUCCCUCAACAACAAAAAUGAAUUAUCACACAAGCAUCUUUAAAUUACAAAUUACAAAUCGACCACAAUCGCAGGCAGCAGCAAGAUAAACAGCAAUCAUAAGCAUAGAGCAGCGACAACAGCAACAGCAACAGCAAACAGGCAACAGCAAAAAGUAAAAAGCAAAAGAGCAACCAACACAACAAUCAUAACAAUUGACCUUUCACUCCACUCAAGUCCAAAUAAACUUCUAUCUCGCAGCACCCCGAAAGCUGUGCAUCAAAAAAAUGGAAUACAA
This is a messenger RNA of Drosophila albomicans, 1551 nucleotides long. Its product is annotated as probable serine/threonine-protein kinase dyrk1. NCBI's taxonomy places the organism in Eukaryota, Metazoa, Arthropoda, Insecta, Diptera, Drosophilidae. The transcript has 2 exons. Bases 109 to 1239 code for a protein of 376 amino acids. The record is from RefSeq and is a predicted model, not a curated record.